Bursaphelenchus okinawaensis is the source of this 435-nucleotide messenger RNA. The record is from the annotation of a GenBank genome assembly. NCBI's taxonomy places the organism in Eukaryota, Metazoa, Nematoda, Chromadorea, Rhabditida, Aphelenchoididae.
AUGUGUGAUCAGUGAGUUUCUACUUAUAAAGCGUGUGGAAAACGUGUAUGUUAUAGCUUUGUUUAUGGUUUUUACAGGCACUAUAUUUAUAAAUACAUGAUUGUUGACCUUUGUAUGAUAAAAAAGUGUAAAAUUAAAAAAUAUCGUGUACUGUAAAACAUUUAAACAAGUUCUCAUUUUUUAAAACGCAAAACUUACAAUUAAUGCACAUUCCAUUCCAGAUACAACGUUGAAACCUGCAAAACUUGCACAUAUGUCUUGGUUCGCCAGCAACAACAUCGCAACGCUUACCACGUACGCACAAAUACGUUUUUCGCAAAGCUACAGUACGACGAAAAAAGGCAGCACAUGCGUUACAACAUAAAACACCAAAGUGCUUGUUCCAUGCUCCGUCGCCACAAAUGGGACACACACUUUGAAAACCAUCUGAAUUAG